Molecule: messenger RNA, 930 nt
Organism: Penicillium olsonii
Lineage: Eukaryota; Fungi; Ascomycota; Eurotiomycetes; Eurotiales; Aspergillaceae
Source: the annotation of a GenBank genome assembly
AUGGGACUAGCGCCCAUGGAGACAUUCUCAUUGGUGCAGAUGGCAUUCGCUCGGUUUGUGGGAGUGCUUCUCUGGAAUUUCAUAUCACUGACUCAGGUACAGAGUGUCAGACAGUCUUUCAUUCCCGAUUACAAACUCCGAUUCAGCGGCAAGGUUUUCAUGAGAGCGACGUUUGAUGCUUCUCUGGUCGAGGGGAAGAUACCAGAUUUGCCAGAGGAUUCAAUUCAUUGGUGGGGGCCCAAGGACAACUUCUUCGCAUCUCGACUUGGCAAGAACCAGUACACGACAGUUGGCGCGUAUGACGACCCUCGGUCAUCAGAAGAGUUAGAAAAAACAAUUGCCUGGGAUCAACUUGGCAAUGUCGAGUUCCUCCGAAAACGAUACCAGGAUUGGAACCCGACCGUGAAGGCCCUUACAGAUCUCACGCCAUCCACGAACCUCUACCCCAAUUUCGCCGGGGACGCCUUGCCAACUUGGGUCUUCGGCUCGCGCGUGACACUAGUGGGAGACGCAGCACACGCGCACGGCGGAGCAUUCGCCGCUGGAGGCUCGCUGGCACUAGAUGACGCCCUCGCUCUUGGCCUUGCGUUCAAACACGUCUUUCAGGGGUCCACGUUCUCAAUUGAGAAAAUUGAGAAGGCAUUGGCGCUAUACAGCCAGACCAGGCAGCCUCAUACAGCCCGAUUAUUGGGCAUUGUGCAUGACCAGAUAGAUCGGAAAGCCGCAACUUUCGCGACAAGUGAAGCUGAAGACGAGGCGCUUGUGGCCCGAUUGAAAGGUCGGCCUGAUACAACGUGGCUAUCGGAACAUGACGUCGAGGCUGCUUUUGGUGCUGUUGCUCAGGGGUCGCACGACGCGGGGGCGCAGCUACAGGUUGGGGAUGAACUAAAACCAAAUGGAGCCAUUGGGAUCCAGCACAGUAAGUUAUGA